UUAAAGGAAUUAGUUUCUGAUAUUUAACCUUACUCGCUGGCGCAGUCACGGCCGCGAACUCGCAGCCCAGGCAUGAGGAAACUCCAGUUGACUGCUGACACCUGACACCGCUUAUGCUGUGCUCAGAGCACCUACACAUCAACACGCAAGGGUCUUAUAGUAUAUCACUUUAAAACGCGUGCCUGUCGCGGUCUGAGUGAGGCAGUCCCGCCUAGAGUUUCCGCAAAGGCCCGGCAAGUUGUGUGCUCUAGUCCCAAUCAAUCAAUAGAGCUACGGCGCAGUGCUAUCGCCUUGACUCCAGUUUGUGAUACGGCGCUCGGUGGCUAAGAAAUCCGGAUACUGGGCCCUUUUGGUGUCGUUACCAAGUCGUCAUAGCUAAAAGGCCUGCAAAGCAUGUCUGGGGAGCUUUGGGGCUCCGCUGACGGGGGAAUGCUGGGAAAUGCGCUCUCCAUGUCAAGCGAGAGGCAGGACCGCAGCCUAAAGCAUAUGGAAAGUCGACACGCGGCAGCGCCUGCCCUAAGUUCAGGCUCGCAGACCAUUUCUGAAUUUGAGCGCGCGGAGCAGCUGUUUCGGCUUGCGGGGCCUCGCCAAGCCGGCGAAAGCGUGGCAGUCUUCAGGCCGGUGGCGCCGCACGGCGCGGUCGAAACAGCUCAGGCCGCCCCUGCCAACGAUUGCUCAGGCAGCUUGAUCGCGCUGUCGCGUGACGGCUCGGAAUGCAGCGGCUCCGGCUCCGGCGCGCCCAGCAUCGACACCACCAACACCACCUGCUGCGACGACAACGCCAUCAGCCGCAGCGGCUGGAGCGACGUGCCCCCGCCGCGCGCCCUCGCCGGCCUGAUGCUGCCGCCCAGCGCCGCCUCCCCCGCCCCCGCCUCCGCCGCCGGAGCUGCGGCUGGCGGCGGCGCCUGCGGCGGGGUUGUGGCCGUGUUCAACGCGGGCUCGGUGCUGUCGCGCAACGGCAUGACUGAGGCCUUCGAGGACAGUGGCGAGGCCGUGUUGAUGAUUGGCGAGGAUGUCGGUUCCGAUGCCGAGCAGCUGUCGCGCUACAGCCCCGCCGACAACGCCGUCUUUGGCGCCGCCGCCAGUGCUACAGCUGCUGUCGCUGAGGCGGGCGGCGCCGCCGCUGCCAGGUCAGCAUCCUCAAACCUGGCCGACUCAGACGCCUGCAGCGACGCCUCGGCCCCCGCUGCGCCCGCUGCUGCUGCUGCUACUGCUGCUGACGCUGCUACUGCCGACAUGCCGGAACCCGCCGAGGCUGAGGCCGCCGCCACGCUUGGCGCUGACAGCAAGGCUGGCGGGCAGGCCACUGACGCCGGGGCCACCCAGGCCGCUGACGGCACCGCUGCGGUUGCUGCGGCCGUUGAGGUGCCUGGUGACGAGGACGGGCCCUUCGCGCCGCGGCCUUUCGCCGCCGGCGACGUGCGCCUGGCUCGCAUGCUGAUGGCUGUGGCGCAGGCCACGGGCGCCAGUGCGCCGCAGCUGCUGCAGCAGCUCCUCAACUUCGCGCCUGAGGACUACCAGGAGCUGGUGGCUGCGAUGGCCGAGAGCGGCUGCAGCGCUGUGCACCACAUCGCCUCGAUGCUGCACAAUCUGCGCACCAUGGCCGAAGAGGCCAUAGCCGACAGCAUCGCGCCGCCGCCGCCCGGCCACGGCAACGGCAACGGCAAGAGCGGCGGCGCAUCGCGCGGCGGCGCCGCCGCCAAGAGCACGCCGGAGUCCGAGGCCGAGGCGCGCGCGGCGGCGGAGGCGCUGCGUGUGUCGGUCAUGGAGCACUACAACCGCGUCGUCACCCGCCUUGUACACACCGCCCUCGCGCUUCUGGAGCCAGGCGCGGUGGCGGCGCUCGCCGCGUCUACCCAUGCCGCCACCGGCGGAAGCGGCAUCGGCAGCGGCGCCGCCGCGCGCUUCCUGAACAGCAUUGUGCCGCCGCCGCCCCCGCCGCCGCCGCGCCACCGGACGCCGGCAGAGGGUGCAGCAGCGGCAGGCGCGGGAGCCGCGCCUCCGCCGCCACCGCCGCGCGGCGGCGCCGUCUGCAGCCCCGCCGCCGUCAGUCCGUUCAACGGCGGCGCCCACGCCGGUCACAACCGCGGCCGCGCCGCCACUAGCAGCGGCCUGGGCGCCCUCGGUCGCGCCGCCGCAAACAGCGGCGCCGACGCUGGCGGCGGCUCCGGCUCGGUCCAGAGUGGCCCGCAGCCGGCGCUGCGCCUCGGCGAGGUGGCGGGAGCGCCGCCGCCGCCGCCGCCGCCUUCUUCCUCGUCUGGCCCGGACGCCGCAGACCUGGUGGAGCACGUGGUGCGUGCCGUGGCCGAGCACCUGGGCGCGGGCACGGCGGCGGAGGUGGCGGAGGCGCUGGCGGCAAGCGGCAUGACGUCGCGCGGCGCCGCCUUCGCCGCCGCCGCCGCCGGCGCGGCGCCGCCCGCCCCCGGCGGUGAGGCUGAGUCGCUGUCGAUGCUGCACCGCGUCCGCAGCGCGUCCGUCUCCUCCUCCUCGGCCGCCGCCGCCGCCGCGGCCUCGCAGCACGCCGGCCACCGCGGGUUGGGUUCGGCCAGCGGCAGCGCCAGCGUGGGUGUUGGCGGCGGCAGUGUCGCGCCGCUGCAGCGCCCGCGCAACGCCACCGCGGGCUCGCGCCCGCUGGCGGCUGUGCCCAUGCUGGACGCCGCCGCCGCCGCCAUGCUGCCGACGCUGGACCUGCCCAGCCCCGCGGCGCCCACCUACCGGCCCGUGUCGCUCAUGCCCACACCCAACACGCCUACGCCGCAGCAGCAGAUGCAUCUGGGCCACAAUGGCGGCGCCGCCGCCGCCAUGCGCGCCACGCUUGCAUCGCCGGCGCUGGCGCCGGCGGCGCCAUCGCUGGGCCUGGGCGGCGGCGGCGGGAACCUGAACGAGCGCCUGCACACACGGGUGGCGUCUGGCAGCUAUGAUGCAUUGGCGGCGGCCGCAGCCGCUGCUCAGCAGCAGCAGCAGCAAUUGCAGCUAAUGGACAUGCUGGCGGCGAUGGCCGACGGCGGCGCCGCCGCCGGCAUGGGCUGGCCCGGCAGUGGCGGCGCUGCCACUGCGGACGUCACGUCCACCGCAGCCAUGUUGGCCGCGGCGGCGGCCGCUUCCCACUCCUCUUCGCCGGAUCCGUACGGCCUGACCGCAGCUAUGCAGCAGCAGGCGUCUUCUAUGGCGGCGGGCGGUGGCGGGCAGGCCGCGUUGUCGGCGCUUGCUUGGUCCGCGGCGGCAGGGCUGCCGCUGACGGCGCAACAGCAGCAGCAGCUCCAGCAACUGCACCAGCUGCAGGGCCGGCAGCAGCAGCAGCAGCAACACAUGGUGGCGCAGCCUCGCGUGUACCACCACCAGGCCCAGCACCUGCAGCAGCAGCAACAGCAACAGCAACAACACAUGCAGCACUACCACCACCGGCAGGGCCAGCGGCAGGCGUCACCCUACGCCGCGGCGGCUGUUGCGGCGGCGAUGCAGCACCAGCAGCACCAGCUGCAGCAGCAACAACAACAACAACUGGCUGCAGCCGGUCUUCUGUCUGCGGUAAGCGCGCCUGCCGCCAUUCCAAGUAACGCCGUCAGCGCUGCCGCGGCUGCAUGGCUGCAGCAGCAGCAGCAACCGUUCGGGGGCGCGGCAGGCGGCGGCGCUGGCUUUGUGGACCCGCAAAUGCAACUUCAUUAUGGCUGGGGCAUUUAGUUGUCAUUCAAUCCUAUUGUAGGAAAAGCACUCAUCAUGUGCUGUGCCAGGGCCAGAGCUCUAGAGCUUCUCUUCUUUAUUUGCUUUCUCGCAUCCAAGCCCGGAACGAUAGCGCGGGUUGCAGGCGCAUGUUAGAUAGCAUGUCUACAUGUCUCUUUAGCAUUUAUAUGUGCGCUGCGACCUUCCUUUGCUUUCGGCGCCUGGCUUGGUUUGCAAAAUGCGAUUGCGUGCUGGCUCAUUGCACGCCACACGCUAUUGGCAUUAGCAGGCUGGAUUACUGAGGCAUGUAUUUGCAUGCGCUGUGAUCGAGACCGGUGUGGAGGUUCCUGCUGACGAUGUUGAUGUAUGGACAGUAGGGGCGGUCAAGGGCACUGGGGGCGCAGCCCUCGAGCUGCCUCCUGCUCUGGGCGUGGACUCCUGAAAUGAGGGUACAGGCAGUGGACGAGUUUGAAUGAUUGUUGAUGGUGACUCGCGGAGAAUUUGAACAGCGGGUAUUCUGUAUCCCGUCCGCGGCCUGCCAGUAUAAGCUGGAGGCCGGAUUUAUUGAGAAGCUGGCGUGUGGUGGCGCAAGGAGCGUCACGCGGUUGGGACACAGUUUCUGUUGGUUAACCGACGCCGCAUUGACGUGGCACCCGGUCUUCAUACUUCCGCUGUACUGUCAGGCGGGAGCCAGCCCCCGCCCAUUAAUUGCAGAACUGCCCCCAAACGGGUUUUCUGGUACCAGCACACGCACUGCCCUGAUAUAAGAUGCCAUACGCA
Molecule: messenger RNA, 4440 nt
Organism: Chlamydomonas reinhardtii
Lineage: Eukaryota; Viridiplantae; Chlorophyta; Chlorophyceae; Chlamydomonadales; Chlamydomonadaceae
Exons: 4
Coding region: 394-3681 (1095 amino acids)
Source: RefSeq, a predicted model, not a curated record